AUGCUCUCACAAUCCGGGCUGCCGAAUCUACCUGGCAAGGACUCGAAAACCACGACACAAACCGUGAAUCCCACGCCUGGACUCAAUGAACCAUAUUCAUUCUCUGCUGAACCACGUCCAGUCCAAAACAACCAGCAGCAGAUACAGAGAAAGAAAUAUAGAGAUGUUGCCGUCGCGCUGCCUCCUGCCGCCGAAAAGGAUCAACGACUGGCACCAGUUAAUAUCAUGCACGAUCGUCGAAUUCAUCGUGGAAGUACAUAUGCUGCUCCAAUAGGUGCAUUGAACUCACAACCUGAUCCGGUGGAAUUGGAACGCCAGGCCGAAAUGAAGCGACGUCUUAAAGCCCGCAGACGUGCAGAAGCCCAACGCAGACCAAAGACCCCCGAUGCAGUCGAAGGCCGUCGUCACAUCGAAGUGCAAACCGACGUAUAUCUAGAAGAACUAUCCGACAAGGUCCCAGAAUCCGAUGCCGCCGCCCAAACCGACGCAUUCCUGGACCGUCCACCAUCUCCCCUGUACAUCCCUCAAAAAUCAGGCAUGGAUGCAUCAACCCAAAUCCUGGAGGGCGAACUAUUCGAUUUCGAUAUAGAAGUCGGCCCAAUCCUGCAAGUCCUCGUAGGCAAAACUCUAGAACAGUCAUUGAUGGAGGUAGCUGAAGAAGAUGAAUUGGAAUCAUUGCGUAAACAUCAGUCGGAAUAUGAGACUCGUCGUGCUGCUGAACUUGCUGAAACGCAACGUCUGGAGGAGGCUGAACGUCGUAGAACUGAAGAGAAACAACGUAGGUUACAGGAACGUGAACGGGUUGCAGAGUUGCAACAUCAGGCUGCUGCUAGAGUCGCUGCUCGGGCUUUUGCUAGUAGUUACUUAAAGGAUUUGGUACCCUCUGUAUUCGAGACGUUGACUCAGCGUGGAUUCUAUGGUGAUCCGGUGCAAAAAGAAGUCGAGUCCACCUUCUUGCCUUGGUUGACUGGUCAAGUGGAGUCAUCGCUGGAUCGAUACAAGACUGCUCAGCAAGUCGUUGAUGCUCUCUUGCUGCAGGCUAUUCGAGAACUACGACAAUAG
This is a messenger RNA of Synchytrium microbalum, 1062 nucleotides long. RefSeq lists its product as uncharacterized. The transcript is spliced from 4 exons. NCBI's taxonomy places the organism in Eukaryota, Fungi, Chytridiomycota, Chytridiomycetes, Synchytriales, Synchytriaceae. The record is from RefSeq and is a predicted model, not a curated record. Gene Ontology annotation, cellular component: cilium. The coding region runs from base 1 to 1062 and encodes 353 amino acids.